CUGAAUAUUACACAACACCGGGAAAGGGUUGUGUCUGGCGGCAGACGGGUUGCCAUGGCUGCAGCUGCUGCGCUGACAGACAGCGGUUGAGUUUGUGCUGGAAAAAAACGAAUCUUUGGGGAACCUUGUAUCUUGCUGCGCUCGUGUACCCGCACUGCAUCUAGAACUUUCACUUCUCUUAAAUCCAACUUUCUCUAACCAGCCAGCGUCGAGCUGCUCGCGCAUGCGCACUGAUAUUGGAACGGUCCACUGCAAUCCUUAAUAGGGGGACCAGGUAUUCGUGCAAGUUUACUGGUAACGUUAAAACAUGGCCAGCUUUAUACUGGUCAAACAAAAUAUGAUGUAAAAUGAAUAUAUUGUGUUUGAUACAUAUAGGCGUCUCGAUAUUUUCCCACCCUAACGUUACUUGUUGGUUAAGUGCACUCCGAGGAAAACUUUGGAACGUUUGACUUCUUGUAAGCUUAAAAGCAGUUAUCGUGAGUUUGUUCAAACAUGUGGGUCGUUAAUUAAAGUUAAAAUCAUUUAUUCUUCCACGUUAAUGUGCAGAGAAAACGAUCACAUUUGUGGUCAUUUUUGUUUACUAACAAAUAGGCAUGUUGUGUGCAUCUACACGAACACUGCUCUUUCUGUCCCUUUGCUCUCUGCGGUUUAUUGACUUAUCCAAAGCUUGACUUUGCUCUGCUAGGUUAAUAAUUAUACCAGAUAUUAUACUGAACGAUCGCAAACUCUUGCCGCAAAACAUGAGACUCGUGGCGUGUUUCCUUUCGCUGCUCGCGUUGUGUCCUGCCGCGGAAUGUGGUCAUGUUUUAGUCUGGUUCACCGAGGCCAGCCACUGGAUCAAUCUCAAGGUUGUGAUGGACACGCUGAUGGACAGAGGACACAACGUGACGGUGCUGAUGCCGAGCGCGUCUCUUUUCAUGGGCGCGAAAGACUCGGAUCGCUUCACCUGUCAGCACUUCAACGUGUCCGUGAGCGCGCAGGACAUGAACGACCACAUCGACAACCUCACGCGCUUCAUGAUGUACGAGAUCGACGAACUGAACCUCCUGCAGGUUCACGUGAAAUUCUACCAGCUUUUCUCCAUCGACCAAGACAUCUGUCUCGCGUACUGUGACGGCGUUUUGAAAUCGCCAGGGCUGAUGGAGGAGUUGCAGCGCGGGGGGUAUGACGUCAUGCUGGCCGACCCGAUCUUCUCGUGCAGCGAGAUCGUCGCCGAGCUGCUGAACAUACCGUUGGUGUACACGUUACGGUUCUCCAUCGCGCACACCGUGGAGAGAAUGUGCGGCCAGAUACCGGCACCACCAUCGUAUGUACCUGGAGCCAUGAGUAAACUCACGGACAACAUGAGCUUUAAUGAGCGCAUCUUCAGCGCGCUCUUCUAUCUUUCCCAAGAUGCGUUUGCCAGAAUCCUGUGGAGAAAGUUUGACAACUACUACACUGAAUAUUUAGGACGACCCAGCUCUUAUUGUGACAUGAUGGGUAAAGCUGACAUCUGGUUAAUCAGAACCUACUGGGACUUUGAGUAUCCACGGCCGUUCCUUCCCAACUUCAAAUACGUUGGAGGGAUCCACUGCAUCCCAGCCGAGCCAUUACCCAAGGAUAUGGAGGAGUUUGUGCAGAGCUCAGGGGAUGAUGGGAUAGUGGUGUUCUCUCUGGGGUCCAUGGUGAACAGCAUCACUAAAGAGAGGAGCAACACGAUCGCCUCCGCCCUGGCACAGAUACCUCAGAAGGUCUUAUGGCGAUACGCUGGAGAGAAGCCAGACACACUCGGCGCGAACACCAGAAUCUACGACUGGAUCCCUCAGAACGAUCUGCUGGGUCAUCCCAAAACCAAAGCGUUCAUCACUCAUGGAGGCACGAACGGCAUAUACGAGGCCAUAUAUCACGGUGUCCCGAUGGUCGGCAUCCCCUUGUUUCUCGACCAGCCGGAUAACAUGGCUCACAUGAAAGCCAAAGGAGCCGCUGUUGUCAUGGACUUCAAAAAAAUGACGACUCGAGAUCUGGCGGAUGGACUUAACGCUGUCAUUAAAGACCCCUCGUAUAAAGAGAAUGCUAUGCAUUUGUCCAGGAUCCAUCACGACAGACCGAUGAAGCCUCUGGAUGAAGCGCUUUUCUGGAUCGAGUUUGUCAUGCGGAAUAAAGGUGCCAAACAUCUGCGUGUCGAGGCUCAUAAUCUGACCUGGUAUCAGUAUCACUGUCUGGACGUGUUUGCUUUUCUCAUCACUAUUGUGACUGUUGUCUUCUACAUCUUCUUUGAAGCGUGUAGGCGCAUCAUAAUCCGUUGCUGUUUUAGAUCAAAGCGUAAAAGCAAGAAAGAGUGAAAUGGAUUUAGAAGAUUUUUUAUUCCUUUGCAGUUAACAUUCAGUUUGAUACUAUUUUAUGUAUACGUGUCAUUUUAUAUACCAUAUGUUUUAUAUGUAUAGUUAAAUAUAGUUAUAUUUGUAUAUUUGAAAUAUAGUCAUAUAUACAGAACAUAUUUUUCAUAUCGUGCAUUCUGUAAGUUUUACGGCUGUAAAAUUCUCUGUGUGCUGUAUGGCUCUUAAAUCUGUCAAUAUAAGAUGAAUAUGAGACAAAAAUACAUGUCACGUUUUCUUAUUGGCUGUUUCAGCAAAAAUACAUUUUAACAUGUAGUUGUCCAAACAUUAAGAAAGUUUUUGGAAACGGGGUAAAGAUGUUUUUUCAAAGAAAUUCAGAUAUUCAAACCAUUUGCUACCUUAAAUUUUUAAGAACAAUCAAUUUGUCUUUUUCAAAGAAAGGCUUUUUCAACAUGUUUUGGCCAGUGGUGAGUUAAUAAAACUUGAGUUGAAAA
This is a messenger RNA of Triplophysa rosa, 2809 nucleotides long. Its product is annotated as UDP-glucuronosyltransferase 2A2-like. NCBI's taxonomy places the organism in Eukaryota, Metazoa, Chordata, Actinopteri, Cypriniformes, Nemacheilidae. The record is from RefSeq and is a predicted model, not a curated record. The transcript is spliced from 6 exons. Bases 741 to 2321 code for a protein of 526 amino acids. Gene Ontology annotation, molecular function: UDP-glycosyltransferase activity.